Trichobilharzia regenti is the source of this 2373-nucleotide messenger RNA. NCBI's taxonomy places the organism in Eukaryota, Metazoa, Platyhelminthes, Trematoda, Strigeidida, Schistosomatidae. The record is from the annotation of a GenBank genome assembly.
AUGCGACGCAAAUUCGAGACUUCCUUAUCUCCCUGCUAUUUCGUGAAUGGUAAAAAACCCGAAAAACCUAUCUUAGAGAAAGGUGUUGAUCCGAAACGUCCAAUUGAACAAGUGUCUUUCAAAGGUGAAAAUAUUUCAGUGAGCUCAUCUCUGACAGAAUUAAGUGACCACUUUUCCCAUAUCGCGUAUGCUAAUGCCAGUGCUGUAGUAGCAGCCGCUCGGUCAAAGGCUGCGGCUGCCUCAGGGGUUCGUAACACAUCACCUCGUGGCAAGAGCUGUGAUAUAUCUUCAGAUAAAAUUUCAAGGAAUAUCUUUUCUAGAACUCGACAUUCAAGGAGUGCUCCAAACAAGGAUGUGGGUCGGCGGUCAUCAGAUUCCUAUCACAAGCGACCGUGGCCAGCAGAACAACAAACAAAGGUGCAAACAGAUUCAAUAAACUCAAGUGCUUCAGAAGUGAAACCGGGUUGGCGCUUAAGUUCUCUAUGGCCUCGACGCAGUUUUACUAUUUCCUGGCGUCGCAGAUCACCUCUUUGUUUCGACGCUUCUGGUGGAAAGUGUGGAAUUGUGUAUCCUCGUGCUCCUGGUACUGCUGUCAGCAUAAGUGCUGAAUUAGUACGUGAAGGCAAUGUAAUGCAAUGGCUGGGUCCACAUUUCGAACCACAUCGCCCGCGCAUCGAAUGCGAAAAAAGUAAUCCUGAUGCUGGAUUAGAAAGCAAAAGUACACAAUGGGCUCAAUCUCGUCUUUGUUUGUACAGUACAAGCGCAGGUCUUAUUCUAGAGAUAUUUAAUCCCCCUGAUGCUGAACAAUCUCGUUAUGGAUUGUGCUGCAAUCUUAUUUUGGACGUUCGCUUGGUUUGUCCUGACGAGCUUACAGAUCCCCGAAACAAUGUUUUACUCGUCAAAACCGAAUUCGGAGAUCAGAAGAUUUUCCAGUCUUCAAAUGAGGCAGAUGCGAAUGAAUGGAUCGCUGCUAUACGUAGUGGUUUACCGCCACUGCGUAGAAAUCCUAUUUCUCCCAAGGGUGAAAUUUGCCCCGGUCGUGGUAUAACUUCAAUUGGUUCAGAAAGUUGUACAAACUGUGAUGCAGUUUUGGAUUCCAGUUCAAAAUCAACCUCUGAUGUUCUUUCGUCGUUACCUUUGUCUUCUAAUAAAACGGAUGUGAAUGAAUUUUGUACUAUACUAGAUCAUCGAAAAAUUCCUGAAACAUCAGCGUUGUUUAAUUCAGCAAAUUUCAAGCCGCUGUCCACAGAUAGCUCCAUAAAUUGUACUCCUGUGUCAACAAUUGUAUGUGCUUGUAGCCAUGUCAACAAUGUGCCAGAUGUUUGGUCAACAAAUUACUCAGCAUCCAAGUGUGAUCGUACUGUUGUCGCUCACAGUGUUAAUCUCAGUCAGUCAGAAGAGUGUACUACUACAUCAAAUAAUACAAUAUCUCAUGGAUUUGUCAAGCCUAAUGCUAAUAUGGUCAUUUGCCCUACUCCUUCACGACCUGCCACUUUUGUUCCUGGAUUCCGACAUGCAUCACCAGCUUCUCAUUCAACACCAUUACACCCUGCCGUUAGACCAGAUAAAAAUAACAGGCUUUGUAGCCUCACAAAUAGUAUUUUUAUUGAACAAACUAACUCAUCAAAAGUCGACACUUUACGAAGUGGGGCAUUCUCCGUCCUCAAUGCUUCAAGCAACAUGGCACGCGUCUCUUCAUUGGCUGCCGGUUUUGAAGAUGUAAUUGGUCAACAACUGUCUGUGUACCCGUGGUAUCAUGGCACACUUUCACGUGUUCGAGCUGCUAGCUAUGUGCUAGGUCAACUAUCCGAAUUCGAACACGGAACUACACGACGACAAUUAAGUUCUCCUGAAUGUAAUCGAAUUAAUUCCAAUUCAGAGAAAAAUAAUACUGAUUUACCUUCUGUACAGCCUGCUUUAUCAACAACUGAUGGUGUAUUCCUUGUUCGUCAAAGUGAAACAAAACAAGGUGAAUUUGUCCUAACGUUCAGUUGUCAUGGUAAACCCAAGCAUCUCAGGAUGACUUUGAGUCCAGAUGGUCACUGCAGAGUUCAACACUUACCAUUCGAUUCCAUAGUCGAAAUGCUGGAGCAUUUUCGACAGGAGCCUAUUCCUUUGGAACAGACAUCUACGUCAAAUUUAGGCGAUUGUCUACCUUCGGAUGCCUUAACUCCAUCUACAACCAUUUCUCCUACGCCAAUCACAUUGUCAGCUUAUGUAGUGAACACUCAUUUGACAGGAAAUCAUGAACGACUAGUGAUUUGUCGAGGUUCAGUUCGUGCAAACGUGAACACAGUUGGUCGGGCUGCUGCGGCCGCUGCCGCGACAGCCUCCGGUGGUAAAGCAUCACAGAAUCAAUAUAUCGUUAUGUAA